Messenger RNA from Myotis myotis, 3012 nucleotides. RefSeq names its product SPARC like 1 (gene SPARCL1). The transcript is spliced from 13 exons. Lineage: Eukaryota; Metazoa; Chordata; Mammalia; Chiroptera; Vespertilionidae. The coding region runs from base 553 to 2619 and encodes 688 amino acids. Gene Ontology annotation, molecular function: calcium ion binding; protein binding; extracellular matrix binding. The record is from RefSeq and is a predicted model, not a curated record. Gene Ontology annotation, biological process: anatomical structure development.
AAGACUGUUAACUCUCUCCCUGUUGGUUUGCACUGCUCAUAAAGCUCAUCGCUCCCUCGCGAGAGGCCAGCCUGCCAGAGAACUGCAGGAAUCUGCAACAAAAGCGAUGACAGUCUGAAAUACACCCGGUGCCACCUCCUAACUGGUCCGUCACCUCAGACCCUGACUAGUUGACAGAGCGGCAGAAUUGCAACUCCAGUAGGCUCAAAUGUGUUUCUGUGCAAAGAAGCAAAGCUAAUGAGGGAAGAGAUUUAAAGAGUAUUGGGAAUUUGUCAAACUUUCAUUCACUGGCUGUGUGCAAAGAGGGGAUUCAACUUCCAUUUUCUGCUAAGGCUCUGGGUCCAGCCGCCUACCUGAAGAAAAGGCAGGUAAUGAGUAACAUUGCACCACUGGGGCACCCGAUUGCUUCUCCUCUGCAAUGUGUUGCCCCUCACCAAUGCAAAUGAGAAGUGCCCACCGCGUGCUGAAUCCUGGAGGGACUGCUGCCUGGACUGAGUGCGUUCAUUAGUGGUUCACACAAGAACUACUCAUCAAAGCCCACCAUUGUUCCCCAUGGGUCCCAACACCAUGAGAAUGAGGCUACUUGGAACUGUUUUUAGGAGGCCUGGGCAGCUUGAAAUCCUGCAAAGGGAAGAAGACAUGAAAGGAGACAGGAGAAAAAGUCUUGGAAGCAUGAAGACUGUGCUUUUUUUCCUGUGCAUUUUGGGAACUGCAGCAGCAAUCCCGACAAAUGCAAGGUUCCUAUCUGACCAUUCCCAACCAACUGCUGAGUCCUUGAGUUCCAUCCAACAGGCUGAACUGUUAGUAACACCUGGCGACACUACGGUGCCCAUUUUAGGGGUUGAAGAUACAGAAGAUGAAAAGGAAACUAUAGCAUCUGUAGAAGAGCAGCCCGACAAUAAGGCUGAAAAAUCUUCAGUACAAAAGUUAAAGGAGAAAAAUCAUGACCAGUCAGCAGAUCAGGGAUUACAGGAUCAAGAGGAACGUGAAAGUGACUUAAGUGAGAAUUUAGAGGACGCACUCGCUGGAGGUACAUUGGACCUAAAAGAAGAUACGAGUGAGCCUCAAAAGGAAAAACUCCCAGAGAAUAUUGAUUUCCUUGCUCCUGAUGUUAGUCCCACUGUAGAUUCUAACCAACAGGAAAGCAUCACAAACACAGAGGAAAACCAAGAACAGCUUAUACCUGAUUCACAUCAUCAUUUAAACAGGAGCAGCAACCAUGGUGAAGACCUGGGUGAUGAAGAAAACCAAGAGCAGGAUCCAAACAUUCCAAAUGGAGACGAGGAAGGGAUGAGACUGGAGCCAAGCGAAGUUGGUACCCACAAUGAUAACCAAGAAAGGGAGGGAGAAUUUCCCCAGGAGCAUUCUACCAGCAAGCAGGAAGAAGACACUACCCGAUCUGAUGAUAUUUUGGAAGAGUCCAGUCAACCAACUCAAGGAAGCAAGAUGCAGAAAGAUGAAUUUGAGGAGGGUCCCCAAGAACAAGAAGAGGAUAACUCCAGUGAAGAAAUGGAAGAGGAAACUGCAUCAGAAAUCAAGAAGCACAAUCAAGAUACUGAAUGGCAGAGCCAAGAGGGAAAAGCUGGCCUUGAAGUUAUCAGCGACCCUGAGGAGAUGGAGAAGAAGACUGUUUCUGAGGCUUUACUCGCAGAGCCUGCUGCUGCUGGUGGUGAUGACGGCCCCAGGCACAGUGCACGUGAGGACUACUUCCUGCCAAGCGAGGCCUUCCAGGAGGCUGAAAGGGCUGCUUCCGAUAGCUAUCACAUCACAAAUGAGGAGCAAAGAGAAAGAGCUCCUGAGAAUGAGAAUGAAGAUGCCAGUGAACCUGGAGAAUCCCAAGGGGCCAAAAAAGCAGAGAGCUCACUGAAUGAAGAUGAAAGUUCAACUGAAGGCAACAUUAGGGUAUACGAUGUUGAUUCUUGCAUGAACUUCCAGUGUAAAAGAGGACACAUGUGCAAGGCUGACCAACAGGGAAAACCCCACUGUGUUUGCCAAGAUCCAAUGACUUGUCCUCCUACAAGACUCCUUGACCAGGUUUGUGGCACUGACAACCAGACCUAUGCCAGCUCCUGCCAUCUGUUUGCUACUAAGUGCAGACUGGAGGGGACCAAAAAGGGGCACCAACUGCAGCUGGAUUAUUUCGGAGCCUGCAAAUCUAUUCCUACUUGUACGGACUUUGAAGUGACUCAGUUCCCUCUAAGAAUGAGAGACUGGCUCAAGAAUAUCCUCAUGCAACUUUAUGAGCCUAACCCUGAACAUGCUGGAUAUUUAAAUGAGAAGCAGAGAAAUAAAGUCAAGAAAAUUUACCUGGAUGAAAAGCGACUCUUGGCUGGGGACCAUUCCAUUGACCUUCUCUUAAGGGACUUUAAGAAAAACUACCACAUGUAUGUGUAUCCUGUACACUGGCAGUUCAGUGAACUUGACCAACAUCCGAUGGACAGAGUCUUGACACAUUCGGAGCUCGCUCCUUUGCGAGCAUCCCUGGUGCCCAUGGAACACUGCAUCACUCGCUUCUUUGAUGAGUGUGACCCCAACAAGGAUAAGCACAUCACCCUGAAGGAGUGGGGCCACUGCUUUGGAAUUAAAGAAGAAGACAUAGAUGAAAACCUCCUGUUUUGAAUUAAGAUCUGAAAGAACUCAAACUUCCCAGCAUCCUCCUCUAUGCUGACCACUUCUGAAAUCCAUGCAGCUGUGAUAUGUGUAGAUUUAUAUUUAGCAGAAUGUUUGCAUGUCUGAGAAGACAAUGAGUAAUUGCUUGAUAACUGUCUAUGCACCAGCCAUUUAACAUUGAUGUUGGAAAUAAGACUUUAACAUUAAGUGAAGUUGAUAUGAGCAAAAUGCUGUAUGCUGUUUGUAAACAGUUUAACUCAUCACACUGUAUCAAUUUAUGAGAUACGUCCUUUUGUCUGUAAUUCCAUGUGCAUGUCGAGAAAAUGCAACAAUGCCCUUUUGUUGUGAACGUGUAUUAUUUUCCAUGUAUUAAUACCCUAAUAAAAAUCCAUAGAAAUCCAA